Messenger RNA from Cavenderia fasciculata, 273 nucleotides. RefSeq lists its product as uncharacterized. The record is from RefSeq and is a predicted model, not a curated record. NCBI's taxonomy places the organism in Eukaryota, Evosea, Eumycetozoa, Acytosteliales, Cavenderiaceae. Bases 1 to 273 code for a protein of 90 amino acids. The transcript has 3 exons.
AUGUCAAUUAAAAAGUUAGCUCUACUUGCAGGUUUAGGUCUCAUCACCUAUCAUACUAAUCCAACUCGUGAAGAUUUCGACCAACAAUUCACCAAACAUGUUAAAAAGGAGAAUGGAGCUAUAUUGUCAUUUGUAGCCAAGGGUGUAUUAUAUUUAACAGAUCUCGUCGAUUUUGCAACAACCAAACCAAUCGAAGCAAACGAUUAUAAAAGAGAUCUAUUGGCAGUUGGCAUCUUUGGUAAAUGGAUCUUUGUCAGAGAUAUUAAACUUUAA